AUGAAUUUUGAUUUGGACGACCCUCUGGAAGGAUUGCUCAGUGAUGGCAGCAACGACAGUCUGUUUGGCGAUGAAAAGGCAAAAAAACCGGCACAAAGCAGCAAACCGGGCAAGAUGGAAGAUUUGUUUGGAAUAAAACCGUCCGAGGCAUCGAAGAGCGCCUUGAAAGUGGAGCAACCAUCGACGGCUGCAAACAAAAGUCAACCCGCGUCGCUGGACUAUUCGAAACCGCCGAGCACCACCUCAACAAUUCACCAACCGUCGAGCUUGACCUCUGUGCAAGGAAAAAAACCAGUGACACCGGUCAAAAAGACCGAAAACGCUACUUCCGGACUUAAGCCUAGCACACCGCAGAAAAAGGAAAUCUCAUUCGAUGACAGCGAUCUGCUGUCGGAUCUUGGCUUCGACCCCAAGAAGCCGAGGGCAAAGUCAAGCAUCCUGGAUGAUAUCCUCGGUGUUCCGAUGGGGCCAUCGACGAAAGAGGUCCCUUCGAAAAGCACACUGGCCAAACCUAGGCCGAGCCUUCCGGUAGCCAAAGAGGAAGCAACGGCUGCGGCUAAAAACGUUUCCCGUCAGUCGACGGAAACGUCCGAUAACCUGCCACCGGAGAACACAAUUUUGGGUGGGUACGCGCCAACUGGUGGUGGAUCAGCCGUCCUGCCACGGCGUAGUGGUCGGCGAAAGUCGUCCGUGUCGGCGCUCAACGAUCCGUUGGGACUGUUUGCGACGGAUGACAAAGCCGUCCGCCGUGAGUCUAAACAACCGAAGAAAGGAGGAGCCGACUGGCUGGGUCUCAACGAGGACAGUGUUUCGAACGAAGCAGAUCCUCUUCCGACGCCUGUCGCUAAACCGGUUGUACCUCCGGUGCCUGUGGUCCCUGUGCCGAUUCAAAAGCCCGCUGAAUUACCAGUGCCGGUUCGACACGAUCCCGAACCGCCAAAAUCGGAAGGCAAAAUGCCAGUCCAACCCACUAUGUCGGAUCCGUUGCUGAUUUCAAACACAUUGCAGCUUGUGGACGCCGAGACCGAGAGCGCGCUGGUCACAAUGCAGCAGCAAGACUUUCAAAUAUCCGUGGCCAGCCAGAUGAAGACCCAGGAGAAGGCUCUUCUCGAUAUGCAGCAGAAGCAGCGCUCCAUUUUGCAACGACAGGAAGCACAGUUCAAUGAACUGCUGCAGAAGCAAAUGCAGCGUCACACCGCACUAGAAGAGGUGCUGACCAGGCAGCAGGAACGAAUCAGCGCAAACAUCCAGUUAAUUAUGAAUCAACCACCACCGACGGCACUCAGCUCCCAUCUUGAAGGCAGCCAGCCAUACCCAGCCUCAGAAGGCUUAAGACACGAACCGCAACCGGAGGAUCUUAUCACGAAGAUCGAGUUGCAGUCGGAGGUGAAACGACUCGAAAUGGAAAAACUACGGCUCGAGGAUUUGGUGUCAAACCUGACGACGAAUCACGGCCAAGAGUUGUCGCUACUGGAGGCAAGCUACAAGAAACAGAUCGGCUUUCUGGAGGAAAGCCUCAAAAUAAUGGAAACCAGGCUGAAGGACGACAACAGAAAGUUGGAGGAGUUUUAUCAACGCAAAAUAGAUGCCAUCGAAGAAGAAAAAUGCAAACUGGCACAAGAUAAUGCCGGCAAAAUGAGGGAAAUGGAGGAAAACCACCGGAGCGCGGUCGAAAAACUGAAGCAAGCGUACGAAGAUAAUCUGGAGCAGCUUCGCCAGGACCACCGGGAUGUGAUCGGUUCGAUCCGUGAAUCGAAGAUGCUCGAAUUCUCGGCGGUACACGAGAAUCAAUCCUAUCUGCAGACGCUAAAAAAUGCCUCGAGUUACCUGGAGAACGCGUCCGGUGAUUUGCAGCAGCUCCGCGACACGCUCCACGAUCAGAUCGAGUUUUGCCAAAAAGAGAAAGAUCUCCAGCUGAAGGCCCGCGAGAAGCAACUCGAGGACCAACAACGGCUCCUGGAGCGGACACGGGCCGCCGCCAGCGAAGAAAAGGACCGUCUACUGAAUCUGGUCGAAGCACUCGAAAGUAAAGUUACCGAAAUGACGAAGGUCUCGUCCGAGGAACGCUGGGAGUAUCGGCAAAAGUGCGUGAAACUGGAAGCGGAACGGUCGAGCUUCGAAAAGGAAAAGCAAUUUUUCAGGGAACGCCACCAGCACGAAGAAGCCCGAAUCGGGGAGCUAAAACAGGCGCAACUGGAUGAGAGCGCCCGGUUCAAGGACAAGCUGAACCAAGAACGACAGGCGCUGCUCGAGGAGAAGGCCAAAUUCGAAACGAUGGCUCAGCUCCACUCCAAAGUGCACCCUGGUGGUGGCUCAGGCUUAAGCUCGCGGGCGGAAGUCGAGGCUGCCGUAAAGGUGGCCGAAGAGGCAACGCACCAAGCGGACAAGGAGAAAGAACGUUACCUGCAACUGCAGCGUCAGUUCGAGGCCAAACGCCGUGAGCUGCUCUCGCGUGAAAGUCAACUGCGCGAAACAAGCGCUGAGCUGGAAUCCGCGAUCGAACGAGCCCGACUGCGGGAACGGAACGCCGAAAACGUUUAUCAAGGGGUGCGCAAAGCGGAGCAGAACGCGCAGCUCAAGAUGCAACUGGUGCAACGUCAGUUCCGGGAAGUAUCGGAGCGAGAAGAUCGCCUGGCGAAGGACAAGAUCGAGUUCAGCAAAGAGCGCCUCGAGUUGCAGGCCAUCCGACGCAAGCUACAGCAGAACCGCUGCAGUCUGUGUAAGAUCGGAGAAAAGUCGCAGGAAAUCGGUGAUCUGCUCACCACCAACACGGACUCCGUGGCGGAUGAUCUAAAGUUGGAGGCUAGCUUUGCCGAAAUGCAGCAGCGGCUGGACACGACCGAGUUGAAACUCGAUCAGCUUUUCGACAACGACGUCGAUCGCCACAUGAAACUGUUCUUCGAACGAACCCGGCUGGAACAGCUCGAUGUAGCAGCGGGUGGCUUAGAUGCGAUCGUCCUGAAUGAUCACGGGCACGCGCGGGAGUCGGAUUCCGAAACGCAGCUAAAAUUAGAAAACUUUUUUUCGCAUUUGAACGAGAACCAAGGCGGUGAUAGAAAGUAA
This is a messenger RNA of Anopheles bellator, 3063 nucleotides long. It is a transcript of the gene twy, whose product is annotated as fas-binding factor 1 homolog. Gene Ontology annotation, cellular component: centriole; ciliary basal body; ciliary transition fiber. The transcript has 2 exons. The record is from RefSeq and is a predicted model, not a curated record. Gene Ontology annotation, biological process: cilium assembly; establishment of epithelial cell polarity. Bases 1 to 3063 code for a protein of 1020 amino acids. Lineage: Eukaryota; Metazoa; Arthropoda; Insecta; Diptera; Culicidae.